AUGGCUCCAAUCAAAUACUUCUACAAAGGCCAAGAAACCGAUCUAGUCGUCUUCGCAGAAUCCCAGCAAGCUGUCGAAAACUACUUGCAAGACCCAACCGUCGGUAAGCUUACCGAAGCGGUUGGCGUUUUCAAGGUGUUCACCAACAAACAGGGCGAAGGCGCUGAAGGUGAACUAGGUGAGGCUUCCAAGGCCCAGGUGGAAAACGAGUUUGGUUCCAAGACCAAGAUUGAAGACGCUAUUGCCAAGAUCUUGCAGAACGGGUCCCCAAACGCCAAGACCACCAACCUAAAGGCCAACGACGAACAGUAA
Molecule: messenger RNA, 312 nt
Organism: Lachancea sp. 'fantastica'
Lineage: Eukaryota; Fungi; Ascomycota; Saccharomycetes; Saccharomycetales; Saccharomycetaceae
Source: the annotation of a GenBank genome assembly